AUGGCGGCCAUCUCCUCCGACCUGGCGACGGCCUUCUUUGGCUUGGCGAGGAGGCAAGUCACAGCAGCAGUCGGGGUGUGGCCCCAGUGCCUCCCGCUUCCGCAUCUCUCUUCGGCGUCUCGCCGGGGCUUCUCUGUGUCGCCGCGGCACGCGGCGGCGGCACUGCCAAGGCGGAGGACGGGACCGUGCCGCUUUGCUUCCGCGGCGGCGGCGUCGUCGCCUUCAUCAGCUCCGACGCGAGAGGAGGGCGGCGACGUCGCGACGAAGAUCCCCCCCGACAACCGCAUCCCGGCCACCAUCAUAACCGGAUUCCUCGGCUCCGGCAAGGUGAGUGAAGGGGCAGUUGGAUGACUAAGUUUUUGUGGAACGCUCUUAAUGCGGUUGCGAAAGCAUUAGCCUUGUUGGGUCCUUGGGAAGUCUUCGGUUGUCUCACUUGUUAAUCUGUCAAUUUCGCCUGUUAUGCGAACUUUGCGAUGCGUUGCUAACGUUUAUUCUUCUCGCUUACGACACUGACAGACAACUCUGCUCAACCAUAUCUUGACUGCUGAUCAUGGAAAGCGUAUAGCGGUGAUUGAGAACGAGGUUUGAUUUUGAACAUACCGGGGUUGUUGUAUUAAUUUUUGCGUUCAGAAUAUGAAUUUCCUCGUCUUCAUGUGGCUGUGUCUGUUGUUUGUUGUCAUCACAUUUUUCCCCGGAAUAUCCGAAGUCUAUGAUGGAAGGAGUUGUUCGUUUCUAUUAUUGGAACAAACUACUUUUCAAACUUUGAGAUGACCUGCUUUUAGCAGCACGGCUGAGACUCAAUAACGUUUUGUAGUCAAUCUCUCACCUAAUUGCUUCCAAUUGAUAAAAUCGUUGUCUGAUAAGUUGUACUAAUUUCUCUUGAAGGAUAUGAAGGUGAUUCGGUAGGGUUCAUUUUAUGUUAACAUCAUGUUGGAUGACACUAGAAUAUAACAGUGAUACUAAAUUUCCUACCAUCACAGGGUUAUCAAAUGAAAGUUCAAUUAAUUAGAGUUGUCGAAUGAAUUUCUGGGAUUUUGAUUCUUAGGGAUAUUAGAUAACAUUUUUUUUGUUCUGUUAUAAUUUUUAAUUCUUUGGGAAGUUCAUUUUGAGGAAUGUGACAUCAUUGGGUACAUUCUCAAAUACUUUCUUGACAAAUGGAGUGAGAAAAUUGUAAUUGAACUCUUUAUGGACCCGUAAUUAGUCAUCUGGUUUAUGUAAUAAUACGUUGCUAAUUGCAUUCUGUUGUAUUACUUUGAAAGAAAAUAUCAUUCUUUUGUAGUAUACUAAUACUGAGAAUAAGUUGCUCCUCUGUUUCUUUUAGUGUCCUUUCUUCUUUUAGUCGUUUGCAUUUGAUACUGUUGUAUUGUCACGGUCUGGGGUGCUUCAAUGACUCUGACGUUUUGCAUAUAUUUUACAGUUUGGUGAGGUAGACAUUGAUGGUUCGUUGGUUGCCGAAAAGAGAACUGGAACUGAAGACAUAAUUAUGCUCAAUAAUGGAUGCCUAUGCUGUACUGUGAGAGGUGAUCUUGUCAGAAUAAUUUCUGAAUUGGUUGAAAAGAAGAAAGGAAAAUUCGACCAUAUUGUAAUAGAGACCACAGGUAACAUAGAUGUGUCAAUGAAGCGUCUGCUGAUCAUGAAAGGCUUUAGUAGUUAUUAUUUGUGUUGCUGCAAUUUAUGGGUUUAUAGAUCUUAUACAAAUAGGUCACAGUAAAUAGAUUCAUUCAAACAUUUUUAUUUUUAUGAGUUAGUUUUGUUCAUUACUUUGAGUUGAGGGACAAUGUGAGCUAUGUGCUUUUCUCCAACGGAACUUUUUUUCUUCUAUUGGUUUAUAUUUCUCCAUUAUUUUUUGUCACUGAAUUCUUGAUUUCAUUCAAGUACCUUACCAGAUUUGGGAAUGAAUCUAGCCAACUUCAUAAGUAUCACCAGAGGGAAAAAUAAGGGGCAUUUGGAAUCAUAAAGGUGGUAGCUAUAAAAAAUUCUGAAAGGGCAACUUUUGAAAACUGUACAUUUAAAAUCUUCUGGUUUACAUGACAACGUUCGUUUAUAAAUUAUUGUAAAUUAGUGUAGACUCUAGUAUUCUUGAGAAGAAAAAAUAUGACGUUUGAUGUCGUCAACAUUGAAUGAUGUCAUAAAGAUUCUGACAUACUAAUAGACUCAUAUUUUUUUCCUUAUAUACAAUAAAAAUUAAUGAGGAAAACAUAAGACAUGGGUAUUUCAGUAUUGAGAUAUCAAUAUUGGUAUUUAUUGUAAGAAUAUGCUUUGUUUUGGAUAGUUAGUUUUCCACAUUCAUAUUUAGGCCACUAAAAUCAUCCAUGGGUUUGUAGCACUGGUUUCCUUGACAUUUAUUGUUUCCAUAUUUUCUGAAUUAGGUUGAUUUAUCACGUUCUUUUCUACAUUUUUUUUUUGAGUCUCUCCAAUUGAAUGAAAAUGUUCAUUCCUCUACAGGCCUUGCCAAUCCGGCCCCAAUUAUUCAAACAUUCUAUUCAGAAGAUAGCAUUUUUGCGGAUGUGAAGCUGGAUGGAGUGGUUACUCUGGUGGAUGCAAAACAUGCAAAUUUCCACCUUGAUGAGGUUAAACCGAAAGGAGUAGUUAAUGAGGCAGUUGAACAGGUUGCAUAUGCGGACAGAAUAAUUGUCAACAAGGUGGGUUAAUGUUGCAGUAAACCCCUCUUUCUUCUUACUGAACCACUUUUAUGUGAAUCAAUGAUUUGUUCAAUGCAAAUAUGACGGUUUUACAAGCACGGUUUUCAUGUAAUGGCCUUAUCUGCGACUAUGUUUUGUAGAUGUUCCUUUGCAUCUUAUUCUAAAAAGAGCUCAGUUGAUAAUUUGAAGUAUGACGCAGGAAUCAGUCUCAACCACUUGAUUAUUCAUCCCUUGAGCAAACCACAAUUCUCACUUCCUACCGACUCUGCUAGCCCAGAUGGAAAUUCUCUCCUGUAAUGGAAUAUUGUAAUGCGUACUUGAGCUCAAUGUCUUGUUGCCAUAAACUCAACUGUACUAAAGAUCCUUACUCACAGAAGCACUAUAUUUACACAGGAAAUGUUACCGGUAGUUGAACUAAAAUUGUCUUUAACUACUGAAAGACUUGAAUAGCUAAACUACUUAAUCGUACUGCUACUCGUACUUCAUCGAAACUCUCCUUUCCAAUAGUAUCGUGCUGCCUUUUUCAGCUUUCAUUGUUGCUAGAAAUGUGGCACUGAUCAGCAGCUACUCCAAUAGAAUUAUCUGGUCCCACGUGCUGUCAGUGGCAUCAGGGAUAUUUUCAGCAAGAAAUAUAAUUACGAGUUAGUGCUGGGGGAAGUUAUACUCAGUAGCCUAACCCCCCUUCACAGUGGCGACCUCAUUUGAUGUCCACCACUCUGGGCCUUGGUUGUGAAGAAAAGAAUAAGACCCCUAUUGGGGGUUCCUUUAGCGCCUUCAAGGGUGCUAGCACAAACCUUGGUUGACAAUCACCCCCUUCGCCUCACAUCUUGGCACAAUGGAAUGUGUAACCUGUCUGCUAUCCAAGUCAACCACUCAAUUUCCUGCCACCCAAACCGCCAUUUUUUGAACCAAUCAUACUUUAUUGUUAAAUGAUUCUGGAUGGAGACUAAAGAACCAAAUAUUAUUUUUAUUUUGGUUUGUUUUAGUUGAUGUUUUGCUCAUGUAUUACCUAAUGUUGUAUUCUGUAUUUUAGUCAGACGAUUAUUGACCCUGUCAUGAAUAUUUCAUGUUCUGCACUUGGUACCUACUUGAGAUUUGGUUUUGGAAAAAUACUAGAUUGAACAGAGUGCCUGUCUAAUAAACUUCCCCAACUGAUGUUGCAUUUCGUGCGUAAGGUUUUUGCCCAUUUUUAGCUCAGGAAAACUUUAGCCUACUCCGAGAAGGAAAAUCUUAAUGGAGGAUGACCAGUUAUUAUCAUUGCUUAUAUUCCCCAUGGAAUGAGUUUUUUUCAGCAUUAAGACUGUUUAGAGGAAUAGGGUCUACUGACAGUAUUCCCAUUGGAGAUUUUUAUGAACUUCGUGAAGUUGGUGUAUGACAUCUUAAAGUAGUUUCCCUUGAGUUGAUUUUCCCUUCCAUGCAUCAUCAUCAUCAUCAUCAUUUCCAAAGCUUAACUACUUAGAGCUAGAGGCAUGGACAUUACUCUAUCGUUUCAGUAUAUCAUAUGACCGGAUUGACAUUCUCCAUUUUAUAACCAUUGAAAAAUGACGGUCAUAUCCCAUACUAUACUCCAUAGAAUUUUCUCGUGUCUUCAAACCAAUUAAAACGAUUUUACUUGAUGGAAUUUCUCAUCCUUUUUCGCAGCUCCUCCCAUCUCGUCUGAGAAUUUAACAGACAAUCGCAUGUUUUGUUCCCACAUCUACUAUGUCUAUGUUGUGCAUAAAAGAAGAAAAAAUGGAAGAAUUUAGGUCUAGUUUACUUUACAGGACAUAGAGAUUUGUUAUAAAUGUUACCCCCCGGCUGGAGAGGGAGGGAUAUUCAUCCUUUGUACCAGAGCUACGCGAUUUGGAUGUUCAAUUUCAUGCCUUCGCCAGAAUAUCAUUAUCACUUUGCAAAAAAUGGCGAAUGAUCAUAUGUUGGAUAGGCAACAGAAGGACACUACAUUAUUUGCCAAAGAUUUGUUGAAACUUUGCCCUUGUUUUCAUGUAUGCUACACCUUUCUAAAUAAUUUUCUUUUACUCGAGUAUGUUGUUUAAUGUUUGGUAAUGGUUUAAGUUCCUUUUGAAGGAAAAAUGUCAAGUUUACUAUUCAAUCUGGGAUUGACUGAAUGAAUUUAUUGUUCUGUAGACUGAUCUUGUUGGUAAGCAAGAUGUGACUGCUCUAGUUCAAAGAGUAAAGGUCAGUAGUACAUGUUCCAGUAUCUGGUUUAUUUUUGUUUUAAUUAUGGUUCAAUGACUAAUGGUUUUCUUUGCUUCUCAAAUCAGAGUAUCAAUGGGAUGGCUCACCUGAAGCAAACACAGUAUGGCAAAGUCGAUCUAGAUUAUGUCCUUGGAAUUGGUGGUUUUGAUUUGGAGAGGUAAACAUUGUCCUCCUUUGCACUUCUGCAGCAUGAGUUAUCUGAAUGAAGAUAAAAGUGUACUGAUUUUUUUCAAGUUGACGUUUUCCAUUGCCUGGAGGAGAUGUGCCUAAUUGAUAUGGUAGAAUUUUGAUAUGGUAGUGUUCUCAGAAGGGACUUCCAAGAAAAAUCUAAGAUUGGCUUUGGAGAAAGUUCUUUGACUGUCAAACUGAGUUGUCUUGGUUUGGUUUUUAAUUUGAUUGUUCAUCGCCAUUGAUUUUGUUUGUAUUUAUGUAAAUUUCUUUGAGGAAGAGGGUCACAUUAAAGGGAUUGAGCUCAGUUCCCAUGAGAUAAUCUUUUAUCGAGUAUAUGGUGAUUUGCAUAACCUGUUCUUGUGGACACUCUUUUCCUCCGUUCCUCUCGAUUUAAGCUUUGGUUGGAUUUAUCUCCUCCUUAUUGUGUCGCACAUUACUGAUUGCAUGCAUGUCUAUGCGUUUUUCUUCUCAGGAUAGAAACUUCUGUGGGUGCUGAAGGAUCAAAGGAUGAUCACGCACACAGUGAACAUGAGGAUCACGAUCAUGAUCAUGAUCACGAUCACGAUCACGAUCACGAUCACGAUCACCAUCAUCAUGAUGAGCAUGAGCACAAACACGGUAAGUCCAGGAUCUUCCUUUUUUAUUCAUUAGUUUUUAUGUAAUCCUCUUCUAUUUGUUGCCUACUAACAUAUAAGGAGACCUGUAUUCCAUUGUUGUUGUUGUUGUAGAUGGCGCCCAUGGCCACGACCAUGACCAUACUCAUGAUCCUGGAGUGUCUUCUGUAAGCAUUGUCUGUGAAGGGAACCUGAAUUUAGACAAGGUAUUUUUUCCAAAGUCUUAUUUUUCGUUUUCUUCUUUUUGUGGUGGGAGAAGAGGUUGGCUUCUCUGUCUCUCUCGCUCUCUCUCCCCAUCUCUCAAUCUCAAUAACCACCAGCAUCUCAACCAUUUGAUGCGGCCUCUUAAUGAUGGUGACCAUACCUCCUCUGCAGGCGAACAUGUGGCUGGGAACGUUGCUGCUGGAACGCAGUGAUGACAUUUACAGGAUGAAAGGGAUCAUCUCUGUUGAUGGUAUGAGCGACAGAUUUGUCUUCCAGGUUCGCUGCCACCUCUCUGCCCUCCCUGUUUUACAGUCUCCUCCAUUCAUUAAUCAUCCCUUGCGCGAGUUCAUGUAAUCAGGUUUCUUUCUUCUUUCUGUACCUGAUCAUUAAUCAUCACUGGGUUCCAUAAUAUAUCGGAUCUUUUCCUUGAAAGUAACGUUCAUUUGCAAUGCCAGAGGACUUUUUUAAUUCCCUGAGUUUGACCAACAUCGAUUUCCUUUUUUUUUUCUUCAAAAUAAUAAUCUUCAGGGUGUUCACGACAUCUUCCAAGGAUCUCCUGACAGGCCGUGGCGUGAGGGUGAGCCAAGAACAAACAAGCUGGUGUUCAUAGGGAGGAACCUGGAUGCCCAGGAGCUGGAGAAGGGCUUCAAGGCCUGUUUGUUGUGA
Spirodela intermedia is the source of this 6493-nucleotide messenger RNA. Lineage: Eukaryota; Viridiplantae; Streptophyta; Magnoliopsida; Alismatales; Araceae. The record is from the annotation of a GenBank genome assembly.